AUGUCGAACAUUAACGGCACCGGCAGCAGCACGAGCCUGGCCCUCGCUCGGGAACAGGUGAAACAGCUGCGGCUCGAGGCCAGUGUCCGCCGGAUUACCGUCUCCCAGGCAGCUACAGAGCUGAAGAGUUUCUGCCUCCAGAAUGCUCAUAAAGACGCACUGCUGAUUGGAGUCCCGGACAAAUAUAACCCCUUCUAUUCUCCCAAAUGUGUCCUGCUCUGA
Molecule: messenger RNA, 222 nt
Organism: Tachysurus vachellii
Lineage: Eukaryota; Metazoa; Chordata; Actinopteri; Siluriformes; Bagridae
Product: guanine nucleotide-binding protein G(I)/G(S)/G(O) subunit gamma-10-like
Exons: 2
Coding region: 1-222 (73 amino acids)
Biological process (GO): G protein-coupled receptor signaling pathway
Cellular component (GO): heterotrimeric G-protein complex
Molecular function (GO): G-protein beta-subunit binding
Source: RefSeq, a predicted model, not a curated record